AUUCAUAAAAGUAAAUAUAGCAUAGACAAUUUUGGCAAAAUAAAAUCUAAAAAAAAAAAACUAAAAGAGAGAGUAGUACUAGUACCUUGUAAAUCUUGUAUAUAUGCUCCAUAAUUUUGUUAACAACCAAUACAAAAGCGACAGCAUAAACAACCUAGUUUUCCCAAAACUACCCUUUUACCAUAAAUUCCCUCUUCUUGAGAAACUAUCUUUAACAAGCAUACCCUUUCUCUAGUAAGUUUUACCAACACUUCCUUUCAUUUUCAUUCUCCCCUACAAAUAAAAUCUCACUUCCACUUCAUUCCCUCCAUUCAUAAAUAGAAACCAACCAUGUUCUCUUAUUGGUCAUUUUUUUCUUCAUUUUCUCUCGUCUAUUGAAAAAUUAAAUGUUUUUACUACUAUUUUAUUUUUAUUUUUAAAAAAACAAGGGUUUUACUAGGAAGUCUUGAUAUAUUUUAAUUUGGGACAAAUAUAAAAAUUUGUACAUCAAAAUAUGUGUAUCCAAGUUUAAUUUGUGGUGGUCGUCUUAUAUACUUAUUUAACCGGGAGAAAUUGAAAAAAGUAAUAAUAAAUCUCGAAUUAGGGAAAAUGGGGAGGGGUAAAGUUGAGUUAAAGCGGAUCGAAAAUAAGAUUAGUAGACAAGUAACAUUCUCAAAGAGGCGAUCUGGGUUGUUGAAGAAAGCUCAUGAGAUCUCUGUUCUUUGUGAUGCUGAAGUUGCUUUGAUUGUUUUUUCUACUAAAGGCAAACUUUUUGAGUAUGCUAGUACUGACUCCAGCAGCAUGGAAAGAAUCCUGGAAAGGUAUGAGAGGUACUGUUAUGCAGAGAGACAGCUUGUUGCUACUGAUUCAGAGUCCCAACAAGAGGGAAGCUGGGCUAUGGAAUAUCCAAAGCUCGUUGCUAGACUCGAAGUCUUACAAAGGAACAUGAGGCAUUAUGUAGGAGAAGAUACUGAUGCAUUGAGCCUGAGGGAGCUCCAACAUCUGGAGCAACAACUUGACAUAGCUCUUAAGAGAAUCAGAAGCAAGAAGAAUCAACUGAUGCAUGAAUCCAUUUCUCAGCUCCACAAAAAAGAAAAGGCAAUGCAGGAGCAAAAUAACCAAUUAUCUAAACUGAUGAAGGAGAAUGACAAGAAGGUUGAGGAACCACAAAAAGACGAUCAAAACCCUAGCCAACUCUUCAUGUUACCAACAUCUAAUCCAUUUUCAUUUCCUGCUCUCACCAUUGGAGGUGCUUAUCAGGAGAUGAGAGAAUUAGAGGAGCAAGCGAACCCGGAAGCCGAAAUUCCAGCCAGAACAAACACUAACAUCCCGGCAUGGAUGUUUAGUCAUGUUGGUUAAUAACAAGUUUGAUUAAUUCGUUGAUCCCCCUCGAUCUCGAUCAAUGCUCUAUGAUUCAGCUCUCUGAUUAAAAUGCUGAAAGUGUGUGUUUCCUAGCUUCUACUAAUUAUUUGUAAAUCAUAAUAUUAGACAGCAAAAACCAAAAUCAAAGGUGUUUGGUUGCUGCCAAACAACCGUACCUCAUUAUAACUUCACGGCUUAGCUAGUAAAUUACGAGUAAUUUAGUAAAAUAUCUACUAGUAAGUAUAUUAGUAUGAAUGUAAUCUGGUUUAUUCGAAUGUAUGUAUCUCUGGUGUACAAAGGUUCCACCUUGCAUUGCAGGAGAAUUUAACUUCAAGAUUUUUCACAUUAUCUUCAA
Chenopodium quinoa (quinoa) is the source of this 1696-nucleotide messenger RNA. RefSeq names its product truncated transcription factor CAULIFLOWER A-like. The record is from RefSeq and is a predicted model, not a curated record. Bases 589 to 1338 code for a protein of 249 amino acids. The transcript is spliced from 8 exons. Gene Ontology annotation, cellular component: nucleus. Lineage: Eukaryota; Viridiplantae; Streptophyta; Magnoliopsida; Caryophyllales; Amaranthaceae. Gene Ontology annotation, molecular function: RNA polymerase II cis-regulatory region sequence-specific DNA binding; protein dimerization activity; DNA-binding transcription factor activity, RNA polymerase II-specific. Gene Ontology annotation, biological process: positive regulation of transcription by RNA polymerase II.